GUGUGAAAGAUGGAAGCUGGACUGUGCUGCAGCUUGUGGAAGCCUUGGGGUCUUGUCUGGAGAACACAGAUCUUCGGUUGCGAGGGCGAGGCAUCCAGCUGCUGUCACAAGUCCUGCUCCAGUGUUACUCCCUGCUCCAGGAGAAGGAAGUGCUGCAUCUGGUCCUGUUCUAUGAGAAUCGGCUGCAAGAUCAUCACCUCGUGAUCCCCUCGGUGCUCCAGGGACUCCGAGCGCUGAGCAUGUGUGAGGUGCUGUCCCCGGGGCUAGCGGUUUCUGUGCUCAAAGCUAUCUUCCAGGAGGUACACGUGCAGUCCCUGCUGCAGCUGGACCGCCACACAGUCUACAGCAUCAUCACCAACUUCAUGGGCACCAGGGAGGAAGAGCUGAAGGGCCUGGGUGCUGACUUCACCUUCGGCUUUAUCCAGGUGAUGGACGGGGAGAAGGAUCCCCGCAACCUGCUGGUGGCCUUCCAGAUCGUGCAUGAUCUCAUUACCAAGAACUACGCCCUGGGUCCCUUUGUGGAGGAGCUUUUUGAAGUGACGUCCUGCUAUUUCCCCAUUGAUUUUACUCCACCCCCCAAUGACCCUCACGGUAUCCAGAGAGAAGACCUGAUCCUGAGCCUCCGGGCCGUACUGGCCUCCACACCCCAAUUUGCUGAGUUCCUGCUCCCUCUGCUCAUUGAGAAGAUGGACUCAGACCUGCAAAGUGCCAAGCUUGACUCCCUGCAGACUCUGACUGCUUGCUGUGCCAUCUAUGGGCAGAAGGAGCUGCAGGAAUUCCUCCCCAGCCUCUGGUCGUCCCUGCGCAGGGAGGUGUUCCAGACAGCAAGCGAGAAGGUUGAGGCAGAGUGCCUGGCCGCGCUGCACGCCCUCUCUGCCUGCCUCUCCCGCUCCGUGCUCAGCUCUGACACCGAGGACCUGUUGGAUUCCUUCCUCAGCAGCAUCCUGCAAGAUUGCAGGCACCAUCUGUGCGAGCCCGACAUGAAGCUGGUGUGGCCAAGUGCCAAACUCCUGCAGGCAGCAGCGGGUGCCUCCCUCCGUGCCUACCACCGUGUCACCCGCAGUGUCCUGCCCCUGCUGCUGGAGCAGUACACCAAGCACCCGCAGAGCAGCCAGAGGAGGACAAUCUUGGAAAUGCUGCUGGGCUUCCUGGAGCUGCAGCAGAAGUGGGGACAUGUGGAAGAAGAUGAGAGCACUCUGCUGUCGCUCCGAGCCCCGGUUUGCUCUGUGGUGUUCUCAGCACUGACAGAUCCCAGUGUGCAGCUGCAGCUGGUCGGGAUCAGGACAUUGACUGUCCUGGGGUCCCUGCAAGGCUUCCUGUCUCCCUCUGACCUGGAGCUGGUUGUGGAUCACCUCAUCCGUCUCGCUCUGCAUGAGGAGGAUUCCCAGAGCAGCGAAGCAGCAAUGGAGGCAGCCGGAUCUCUGGCCCCCAUCUACCCAAAGGUUUUCUCUGGACGCAUGGUACCCAGGCUUGAAGAGGAGCUGCAGUCAGGUAGGGCUGGGUGGGAGGAGGAGAGCUCCCGUGACCACUGCUCCCUGCGGCAGCGCUGCCUGCAGGCCCUGGCAGCCGUGUCAAUCCACACCAGCAUUGUGAGGGAGACCAUCCCUGUCCUGCUGCAGCAUCUCCGGAAGGUGCAGAAAG
Molecule: messenger RNA, 1641 nt
Organism: Pelecanus crispus (Dalmatian pelican)
Lineage: Eukaryota; Metazoa; Chordata; Aves; Pelecaniformes; Pelecanidae
Source: RefSeq, a predicted model, not a curated record